Messenger RNA from Heterostelium album PN500, 879 nucleotides. RefSeq lists its product as uncharacterized. The record is from RefSeq and is a predicted model, not a curated record. The transcript is spliced from 3 exons. The coding region runs from base 1 to 879 and encodes 292 amino acids. NCBI's taxonomy places the organism in Eukaryota, Evosea, Eumycetozoa, Acytosteliales, Acytosteliaceae.
AUGAUUGAUAAAAUCCAACAAUUUUACUCGGUAAACACCACCACUGGUGAACUUAUUAAGAAUGUUAAUAUGGGAGUAUCCAACAAAUAUUCAAUCCAAACCAUUCUUUCUGGUGAUGGCUCUGACUCUUUUUUAUUGUUGGCCACUGAUAAAGUUGCCAAGAAUGAUGUGAUUCUGGAGUAUUCUAUUAGUGAUAAUACUUUCUUUCAAUUGAAUAAUGUCAAUGGAUUUUAUAAUGGAGUGUCUGCCCCUCAACAAUAUGCUUAUGAUCCAGUGAAAAACUUUGUUGCACUCGCAUCCUUUCUUCCUGGUCCACCAAGCUCUAAUCUAACCAUUAACAUCUGGGAUUUCAAUAAGAAAGAAAUAUCCAGUGUCGAACUCCCAACAGGUCCAAUGAAUGUUAACAGUAUAUAUCCAGUCGGUUCAUAUGAUCCUACAACUGGUAAUUACUAUAUCAUUUAUAGUUCUAAUGUAAACAAGAGUGGUACAUAUUUCAUCGUAUAUAACUUGUGGAGUAAUACCGUCGUUAAAGGACCAAGUUAUUUCGCUGGUUUCUUAAUGGAAGUUCCACAAAUUGUUUAUACAGAUGAUCAAAUCUACUUUAUCGAUAUGUGUAUCCCUUGUAGCUUUGAAAUAUACUCUGUUGAUGUUUCUUCUCAAAGUGUAUCCAAAAUCUAUACUGUUCAAACUGGUUCGAACAAUCCGUUUUUAACUAGUGUUUUCGGCGUCAAAGGUAGCUCCAUCGUAUUAUUCGCUCCAGUUGGUCCAUCUUUGUAUGAAACAACCGUUAUUGACCUUGCAAGAAGUCAAAAGUACACCAGCCCAUCAGUUACAAUCACCACUCAAUUCCAUUAUGAGUGGAUCAGUGCCGGUAUCUAA